Molecule: messenger RNA, 645 nt
Organism: Postia placenta MAD-698-R-SB12
Lineage: Eukaryota; Fungi; Basidiomycota; Agaricomycetes; Polyporales; Adustoporiaceae
Exons: 4
Source: RefSeq, a predicted model, not a curated record
UACCAUACAUCGCCACCCCUAGAGGAACGAACUCUUCAACACCUGCACUUCACAUACGCGCACCUCCCUGUCCUCCCCCCAUCCAUCGUGGCUGCUUGUCAGGGCCAGAUCCACGCAUUUGACUCGCAGGACCUCAUCGACGUCUACAUCCCAGACGGCCCUGAGACUGUUAUCUACCGUUGUGAGCAGCAGCCGUGCCCGAACCGAACACCCCGAUCGAUCGCAGAGGACUACCCACGCUACAAAGCGAUCCGACGAGCGCAACACCCGCUCGGACCCCGAAGCACCCUCGCGUCUCGAUCUGCCUCACGGCAUUCUCGCCCUGUCUCCCCUACCUCCCGCCUUCCCCAAACUGUCGCCGAGUCCAGUCAAGCUCGAGGAGAUCUCCCUCCAGAUCCUGCGCCAGAGCCUGAGCCUGAGGAGGGUGACAGUGAAGAAGGAGUCUCGGAGUCCGAGUCCGCGGAUCCUGCUCGGCCCGCCUCGCCGACAGCGCUCGCCCCCGCGUCAGCAGUCCCUGACCGGAAGGCCACCACAGCCGCCUCUGCCCCCGCAGCGUCCUCCGUCCCCCCCGACGCCGAUAAUGUCAUCCCCCUCGACUGCCCCCGACAAGGAGACCCUGAAGCUCCUUCUCCCCCUCCGCUAUGA